AUGACCCGAAGACAUUCAUCCAGCGCGACUAGCAAAGAGGAGGCGGCAGUCGGUGACAAGGAGGUCGUCGAUGUACGCUCGCCGCACAGUAUCGAGGCCGAGACCGUUGUGGAUGACGUUCCGGUCUACUCUGAUGCCGAGUACGCAAGGGUACGGCGCAAGGCCGACUUCAUCCUGCUCCCGAUGCUCAUGUUCACCUAUGGAAUCCAGUACAUGGAUAAGACUAGUCUGACGCAAGGUGUCAUCUUUGGCCUGCGAGAGGACACGAAGAUCACAAACCAAGAGUACGCGAAUCUGACCACACUGUUCUACAUGGCCUACGCCGUCGCCCAGUUCCCGUUCACAUGGGUCAUGCAGCGGUUCCCGAUCGGCAAAGCGCUGAGCGUGUUCGUCAUCCUGUGGGGCGCGUGCGUCAUGUGCCUCGGCGCAUGUAACAACUAUGCGCAGCUGGCCGCGGUACGCGUCCUCGUCGGGGCGUUCGAGGCGGUCGUCAUCCCCGGCUUUGUCAUCCUCACGUCGUCGUGGUACCUCCGUAAGGAGCAGACAUUCAGGCAGUGCCUGUACUACUCGCAGAACCAGGUGUGGGGGAUCGUCGCGUCCGUGGCGGUGUACUUUAUGGCCAAGGCGGCAGCCAAGGCCGGCGGGAUCGCGGGCUGGCGCGUGAUCCAGUUCUUCAUGGGCGGGCUGACGAUCGUGUGCGGCAUCUUCGACCUGCUGCUUAUUGGCACGCCUGACGAAGUCUGGUGGCUCAAGAAGGACGAGAAACGCAUCGCCAAGGCCCGUAUCGCGACCAACGCUACCGGCGGGGCAGAGGUCGCCUCGUGGCGCUGGGAACAGGUCCGCGAGUGCUUCCGCGACCCGCAGUACUACUUCUGCAUCCUGUUCAACUUCCUUGUCAUGAUCCCCAACGGCGCGUUCAUCACUUUCAACACGCUUAUCAUGAAAUCUUUCGAUUUUUCUAGUUUUGACGUGAUUAUCUACAGCAUGCCCUCUCAGGCCAUCGCCAUCUUCUUCGUCAUCGUCCCGGGCCUCUGUGUGCAGUACUACCCGAAAACCCGCUUCCCAUGGGCGCUGUUCGUCACGGCUUUGGCCACCGCCGUGUUCCUCUUCACCGGCCUGUGCCCCGAAGACACGCCAAAGUGGACCAAGUGGGGCGUGUACAUCUUCUCGCUGCCGUUCGCGACGGCCAUGUUCCUCAUCUGGCCGCUGAUGAGCAUCAACGUUGCCGGGCGCACGAAGAAGACGUGGCUCACGGCCAGCAGCCUGAUAGCCUACUCGGCCGGCAACAUCCUCGGCUCGCAGAUCUUCCGCGACCCGCCGCGGUAUGUGCGCGGCCUCAUUGGCGUGUCCAUCGCCAUGAUACUGUACAUGAUCCUGUUUGUCGUCUGGUGGAUCUACUACAUCCGCGAGAACCGCCGCAGGGACAGGGUGGUCGCGGGGUUGGGCUUGACGCCAGAGCAGCAGGAGGACGAGCGGCGCAAGGCCGGCGAGCAGGACAUGACGGAUGUGCAGAACAUUCACUUCCGAUACCUAUGCUAG
Molecule: messenger RNA, 1539 nt
Organism: Vanrija pseudolonga
Lineage: Eukaryota; Fungi; Basidiomycota; Tremellomycetes; Trichosporonales; Trichosporonaceae
Product: putative transporter
Exons: 10
Coding region: 1-1539 (512 amino acids)
Biological process (GO): transmembrane transport
Cellular component (GO): membrane
Molecular function (GO): transmembrane transporter activity
Source: RefSeq, a predicted model, not a curated record